CAACAUUCUCAAUGUUACAUGCAGAGUUCACACAGCACUGCUCUACCUGAAUUCAACUCCCCUUAUCUUCUACUUUCUUCUUUCCUCUUUUGUCCUCUUGUUGACCGAGGAUACGGCUGGGAGAAAAAAGAAAAAAGAAAACUCUAUAUAUUGCUAUAAACUCGAUUCAUUUUCUUCGCGAGCUUUAGACCAACCCAUUGUCUACCGGUCAACAUGGCGUCAUUGAGCGAGGAUCUGCUCGUGACUGUCAACAAGCUACAAGAUCUUGUAUUCAACACAAUCGGCAAUGAUUCUCUUGACUUACCCCAAAUUGUUGUGGUAGGCUCUCAAUCAUCUGGCAAAUCAUCUGUGCUCGAGAACAUUGUCGGAAGAGAUUUCUUACCCAGAGGGAGCGGUAUUGUUACUAGACGGCCAUUGAUCCUGCAACUCAUAAAUAUCCCUAGCGAACGGCAUGACAGACCGGACAGCGACGAAAUCCAUGUACCUCACACAGCUGCCAGUGUCGCUGGACAACACGAAUGGGGAGAGUUCCAUCAUAUUCCCGGUCGGAAAUUUGAAGACUUCGCUCUGGUCAAGCAGGAAAUCGAAGCCGAAACUGCACGGAUAGCCGGGAGCAACAAAGGCAUCAAUAGGCAACCGAUUAAUCUGAAGAUCUUCUCGCCUCAUGUGCUCAAUCUCACCAUGGUUGAUCUUCCAGGGCUAACCAAGGUUCCUAUUGGGGACCAGCCGUCAGAUAUCGAGAAGCAGACCCGGGCUUUAAUAUUGGAAUAUAUCGCCAAGCCAAAUAGUAUCAUUCUAGCGGUCUCCCCGGCGAAUGUCGAUCUCGUGAACUCAGAAGCGCUCAAACUUGCUCGCCAGGUAGACCCCAUGGGCCGGAGAACCAUCGGAGUUUUGACAAAGUUGGAUUUGAUGGACCAUGGCACCAACGCCAUGGAUAUUUUGUCUGGCCGUGUCUACCCUUUGAAACUUGGUUUCAUCGGGGUUGUGAAUCGGUCCCAACAAGAUAUACAGUCCGGGAAGUCGCUAUCGGACGCGCUGCAAGCCGAAGUGGAUUUCUUUCGACACCAUCCUGCGUAUCGGAAUAUGGCCAAUCGAUGUGGGACACAGUAUCUCGCGAAAACCCUGAACACUACGUUGAUGGCUCACAUUCGAGAUCGCCUGCCUGACAUUAAGGCUCGUUUGAAUACACUCAUGGGCCAAACGCAACAGGAACUCGCCAGCUACGGUAACAAACAAUUCAGCGGAAAGGAACAUCGUGGAUCACUGAUACUGCAGCUAAUGACUCGAUUCGCCUCUUCUUUUAUAUCAUCGAUUGACGGAACCUCGUCCGAGAUUUCUACAAAGGAGCUUUGUGGAGGUGCCAGAAUAUACUACAUUUUUAAUUCGGUAUUUGGAAACUCACUCGAAACGAUCGACCCAAUCCACAACCUAUCUGUUCCCGAUAUCAGGACUGCGAUUCGCAAUUCAACCGGACCCCGACCCAGCUUGUUUGUUCCGGAGCUUGCUUUUGAUUUGCUUGUGAAGCCCCAAAUCAAGAUGCUGGAAGCUCCUAGUCAACGGUGUGUGGAGCUCGUGUACGAAGAGCUUAUCAAGAUUUGUCAUACUUGUGGCUCUCAGGAGCUUCUACGAUUCCCUCGUCUUCAAGCGAAACUCAUCGAGGUUGUUUCUGAUCUUCUCCGAGAACGCCUGGGACCCUGCUCAGCAUACGUGGAAUCUCUGAUAUCCAUCCAAAGGGCCUAUAUCAACACCAACCAUCCGAAUUUCUUGGGAGCAGCAGCGGCAAUGUCUUCCAUCAUACAGAAUAAACAGGACGAGGAACGUAGAGCCGCGUUGGCCGAGGAUAAAAAGAAACGGGAGAAACGACGAUUGAAAGAAUUAGGGGGUCUCAAUGGCCCCCCAUCUACAUCACCAGAAGAUGAGGAGCAACAACAACAGGCAGAACUGAAAACGCAAAGUAUUUCAGCGAAGAACCAGUCCUCAAGAGCGACAAGAAGCCAGUCUCCUCAUCCUAAUAAGCCACAAGAAGGCGGUAUUGCUGCAACCUUAAAUGGUGUACACUCGAGCCCUCACGCUGUAUUCGGGACUGCCAAUUCGACUCGUGACUCCUUCCUCAAUUACUUCUUUGGCAAGGAUGGCACCCAGGGUUCUAGCUCGAUCUCUCAGCCUCCGUUUCAUAGCAAGCAGCUUAACCAUCCAACCGACUCCAACCAUGUUCAAAGUAUUCGACGUACCGAACUACGCUCCCCACUUAUGCCACCGGAAGAUUUUGCACCUCUCCCAGAGUAUGGCGGUGAACCUCAGUCCUUGGAAAAUUCGGAGCCGGCUCUUUCUGAUCGCGAACUCCUGGAGACCGAGCUGAUCCGCCGGCUCAUAUCUUCGUACUUCGACAUUGUAAGAGAAACAAUCGCUGACCAGGUCCCCAAAGCCAUUAUGCAUCUUCUGGUGAAUCACAGCAAGGAUGUAGUGCAAAACAGGCUCGUGAGUGAACUUUACAAGGAAGAUUUGUUUGGAGACCUGCUUUACGAGGAUGAUGGUAUUAAAGCAGAGAGGGAGAAGUGCGAGAAGCUUUUGGACACUUACAAGGAGGCAGCCAAAAUAGUGGGCGAAGUCUUGUAAUUCUGCAAGUCCCGCUAGACAGAAGAGCACCAAUAAGGGUAUCUAUCACCCUGAUCAUGGAGACAAGAGGACCUCUGUAACUAUACUAGAAUACCAUCUAUUUGCC
Aspergillus steynii IBT 23096 is the source of this 2722-nucleotide messenger RNA. RefSeq names its product dynamin-related GTPase DNM1. NCBI's taxonomy places the organism in Eukaryota, Fungi, Ascomycota, Eurotiomycetes, Eurotiales, Aspergillaceae. Gene Ontology annotation, biological process: mitochondrial fission; peroxisome fission. Gene Ontology annotation, molecular function: GTPase activity; microtubule binding; GTP binding. The coding region runs from base 214 to 2616 and encodes 800 amino acids. The transcript has 3 exons. The record is from RefSeq and is a predicted model, not a curated record. Gene Ontology annotation, cellular component: membrane; cytoplasm; mitochondrion.